Molecule: messenger RNA, 1437 nt
Organism: Marmota monax (woodchuck)
Lineage: Eukaryota; Metazoa; Chordata; Mammalia; Rodentia; Sciuridae
Gene: Ctss
Product: cathepsin S
Exons: 8
Coding region: 77-1099 (340 amino acids)
Biological process (GO): immune response
Cellular component (GO): lysosome
Molecular function (GO): cysteine-type endopeptidase activity
Source: RefSeq, a predicted model, not a curated record
UUAAAGUCAGUUAACUAAAGUCUCCUUGCUACUCUGAAAUCUUGGAAGCGAUCACAUCAAUUCAGGAAUUCUUUCUAUGGGAACACCUGCUGAUUCUAUCACAAUGAAGUGGCUGCUUUAUGUGUCCUUGGUGUGCUUCUCUGCAAUGGCACAGCUGCAUAAAGACCCUGCCCUGGAUCACCACUGGCAGCUCUGGAAGAAAACCUAUGGCAAACAAUACAGACAAAAGAAUGAAGAGGCAGCAAGGCGUCUCAUCUGGGAAAAGAAUCUCAAGUUUGUUACGCUUCACAAUCUGGAGCAUUCAAUGGGAAUGCAUUCAUAUGAUCUAGGCAUGAACCACUUGGGAGACAUGACCAGUGAAGAAGUGGUGUCUUUAAUGAGUUCCCUGAAGAUUCCCAGUAAAUGGCACAGAAAUGACACUUACAAGUCAAACCCUAAUCAGAAAUUGCCAGAGUCUUUCGACUGGAGAGAGAAGGGGUGUGUUACUGAAGUCAAAUCCCAGGGUUCCUGUGGUGCUUGCUGGGCUUUCAGUGCUGUGGGAGCCCUAGAAGCACAAGUGAAGAUGAAAACAGGAAAUCUGGUCUCUCUCAGUGCCCAGAAUCUGGUGGAUUGUUCAACUGAAAAAUAUGAGAAUAAAGGCUGCAAUGGUGGCUUCAUGACGGAGGCUUUCCAAUACAUCAUUGAUAACAACGGCAUUGAUUCAGAAGCUUCCUAUCCCUACAAGGCCAUGGAUGGAAAGUGCCAAUAUGACUCAAAAAAUCGUGCCGCCACGUGUUCAAGGUACACGCAACUUCCCUAUGGUGAUGAAGAUGUCCUGAAAGAAGCUGUGGCCAAUAAAGGACCUGUGUCUGUUGCUAUAGAUGCAAGUCAUCCUUCUUUCUUCCUCUACAAAAGUGGUGUCUACUAUGACUCAUCCUGUACUCAGAAUGUGAAUCAUGGUGUACUAGUGGUUGGCUAUGGUAACCUUAAUGGGAAAGACUAUUGGCUUGUGAAAAAUAGCUGGGGCCUCCACUUUGGUGAACAAGGAUAUAUUCGGAUGGCAAGAAAUAGUAAAAAUCAUUGUGGGAUUGCCAGUUAUUGCUCUUACCCGGAAAUUUAGAGGACCUCUUCAUUUUAUAACAAGUCAAGAAGAUGAAAUACUUUCUCUUAAUUUUACCUGCUGUAGAAAUAAAGAUGAAAUGUAUCAACAUCAAUAUAUAUUUACCAUUUCUAAUUAGAAAAUUUUGCUUUCACUUUAUAAAGCUUUGCAUAUUUCUGAAAAAAGCUUGCAAAGUAAAUGAAUAAUGUACCAUAGAUGUCACUGUAUUAGAAUUGGUCCACCAAGGACAAUCUGAGAAGUUUGUCCUUGUUUUAUUUUGCACUCUUUAUUUUUUUUCUUUCAAUAGCCUUUUGUAACUUGGUGGUCUAAAAGAGCUUAAUAAAUCUAUUUCAAAUUUC